Molecule: messenger RNA, 2400 nt
Organism: Aspergillus saccharolyticus JOP 1030-1
Lineage: Eukaryota; Fungi; Ascomycota; Eurotiomycetes; Eurotiales; Aspergillaceae
Product: acid phosphatase DET1
Exons: 2
Coding region: 204-2195 (663 amino acids)
Molecular function (GO): phosphatase activity
Source: RefSeq, a predicted model, not a curated record
CACGCUCUUUGCUGCUUCUCCCUUCGAUCUGUUCUCGCGGUAGAAUUUGUGCUUUCGUGUUCGAUUGCACUGCACCGUACUGUACCCCUCGUAUCCCCACACUAACUGACACCACCGCAUGACAUAGCAACCAUGGGCAAGCCGCGGGUAAGUGUCACAGCCCUCGACGGCGAUCCCACUUGAGUCACUGACAGGUGUCACAGAUGAUCAUUCUGAUCCGACAUGCUCAAUCGGAAGGGAACAAAAACCGCGAGAUCCAUCAAACUAUCCCGGAUCACCGGGUAAAACUCACCCCGGAAGGACACCGCCAGGCGCUGGAAGCAGGAAGCAAGUUACGCGCCCUCCUCCGACCAGAUGACACGAUACAUUUCUUUACAUCUCCCUAUCGUCGCACCCGUGAAACCACCGAGGGCAUCCUUGAAUCAUUGACAUCGGACUCGCCGUCACCAUCCCCGUUCCCCCGCCACACGAUCAAGGUCUACGAGGAACCCCGGUUGCGAGAGCAGGACUUUGGCAACUUUCAGCCUUGUUCAGCCGAGAUGGAGCGCAUGUGGCUGGAGAGGGCUGAUUAUGGACACUUUUUUUACCGAAUACCCAACGGCGAGUCCGCCGCAGAUGCGUACGACCGUGUGAGUGGGUUUAAUGAAUCCCUUUGGCGCCUGUUUGGAGAGAACGACUUUGCUAGUGUCUGUGUGCUGGUUACGCACGGGCUGAUGACUAGAGUGUUCCUCAUGAAGUGGUACCAUUGGAGCGUGGAGUACUUCGAGGAUCUCCGGAACAUCAACCACUGCGAGUUUGUUAUCAUGAAACUCAACCCGGACAAUGGCAAAUAUGUCCUUCAGAACCAGCUCCGGACAUGGUCUGAUUUGCGCAAGGAGAAAGAGAUGGAGCGGCAGCACGAACGCGCAGCCAAAGGUCUCAGCCCUGCGCAGCCUGCCACGCCAUCGGAGACAACGCCGGUACCGGUGAGACGCAAAUGGGGCGGCUGUCCCGAGGGGUGCAAUCAUGGGAUUCGGAGAGGAAAUUCUUUGCGCGUAUCUCGAGCGAACGGGUCUGAACAGCCCAAGCUUCAUGUUGACACAUCGUCGCCAGUUUCCAGAAAGACAAGCGAAAUUAGUCAGUGCCCGGACAACACCACCACUGGCCACGAUACUUCGCCGAAUACAACUUCGCAAGAAACAGUUACACAUGGAGAACCGCAUAUGAUUGCCGCCCCUGAGCCGGCUCUCGGAGAUCGGUCGAGGGAUGUUCGCCCUUUGGAAAGAACACAUCCCGCGCCGUCGCCCAAGUACGAGUUUCAUGGCACACAGCUGGAACUCGCGGUCUCAAGCGCAAGCUCGGAAACGACACUGCCCAUUCGAACCAGAGCAAUCGCUUUGAACGAGACAACGCAGAUCUCCGACCAUCCGUUCCCUUCGUCGACUCGUUCCAGUCCCAGUCCAAGCUCGAAUGCCGUUCCCCGCCGGCCAGACCUCCGGCAUUUUCACCGCGACAGCGAAGACCACCUUCUCCACCCACCCCGCUCCAACUACGCUUACCUGCACCUUGUAGGCCGUGAUGGCGGGGGCUCUCUGAGCGGAGCGAACAGUUUGGCACCAUCCGAGGACGAGCGGGACGAAAGGCACGAACUCCAGCACGAGUCCUCCCAGUCAGCUCCAGAAGCCCGAUCUCGCUCCGCCUCUACCUCAAACCACCUAUACCCCCAUCAACAACACCAUCAUCAUCACCAUACCCAGCGUCGCGACUCCUCUCGCAAACAGUCCCAGGAUCUCGGCAACGAUGGCGACGACGAAAGCAGUAACCGACAGAGCGAUCGGCCGCGUCGGACCCGCUCUCACAACUACCAUCGCCACCCUCUCCUGUCGACCACCGGAGGUGGUCGACGAGCAAUACAAGCGAAGCGAGUAGCCAAUAUCUUGACUCAACACCAAUUUCUUCAGCCGCAGCAACACCACCGCGGCGACGAACGUGACGAGUAUUUGCCCGAGCAAUGCGCUACAUGUCAAUCAGACCAGUGUCAGCACGUCCACGAAGACACCAGCCACACUUAUGAACCCGAACCCGAAUCCGAGCACGAGCACGACGAGCACAUAGACGAAUCUAACGACCACAUUGUCAUGACCCCUAAAGUCGAAGCCGAUGACUUAGAAGCCCAACGCCGCGAAGACCAAAGCAUUAGAGGAAGCGUCUACUAAUAUUUUUCUUUCUUUGCUAUUCGGUCCAAGACCUCUUGAUCUUAGCAUUCACCGUCAGAUUUCCCUGUCUAAAUUGAUCGACAAAUGAUCGUAUACAUGCAUACUUAUACACCUCUUAUUCUUUUUCAAUGAAGCGUGCCGAAGAGACUGCACUACAUCCUAAAGCAGGAAAGACUGUAUUCAAAAUCACGAAGCACUAGCGUGG